UUGGGCGGGCUUUUGCCUCGCAGGCGACUGGGGCCUGGGCCAGGCAGGCCUCGGGAGGUGCCGGGACGAAGCCCACCGGGCAGAGGGGCGGGGCUGGGGCCUACUAGGCUGAGAGGCGAGGCGGAGCUUGGAGGACCAAAGCGCGCCUGCCUACUGGCCGGGGCCAGAGACGCACGCCCCAGGAGGUUUCUUUCCCGGGCUGCGGAAGGAAGGUGCUCUCGGCGUGAGCAGGGUUGCGCCGCGUCUUGCCAUCAGCGGCGUUUGGCGUCCGCGGCGAGUGCAGGGGAACGGGUGCGCCUGCGCUCGCUGGAAGGAAGCGGCUGCGCAGCGGAGAAAGAUCUGCGCCCGGUUGACUAAGAACUUCCGUACUUGAAUUUGGAAGACUCGAGGCACCCUGAAGGUGCUCGGCCGCUCUGGCUUCGGCCUGUUGCUUCAACUCGCGUUGAUCUCAGGCGUUGUUUUGGUUUCCACGUGCUCUGGCCCGCCCACUGCAGCCGCCAUCUUGGAGGCCGGAUCCUGACCCCGAGGUGAACCGGAAGGACUUCCAGGGGCGGGGCCUGUCUCAUUUCCCAGGUACAAAGAAUGGUGAUUUCAUACAAGAGCGAAGUAAAACAAAGAAAGUGCGUUUUACCUAAACAGGAACUGCGUUUUUAGUAUGCAGACGGGAAGAGGGAGAACAAGCCGGAUGAGAAGACGGAAGCUCUUCAAAAGUUCUGAAUCGAGAGGAGUGAAUGAGAGCUACAAGUUUGAAUUUAUAGAGCUGAAGAAGUGGCUGAAAGAUAGGAAGUUUGAAGAUCCGAAUUUAACACCUGCUCGUUUUCCAGGUACAGGAAGAGGGCUGAUGAGCAAAACAUCCUUGCAGGUGGGACAGAUGAUUGUUUCAUUGCCUGAGAGUUGCCUGCUCACCACGGACACGGUGAUUAGAAGCUACUUAGGGACGUACGUUACUAAGUGGAAGCCGCCUCCAUCUCCUCUGCUGGCUUUAUGUUCCUUUCUAGUCUCAGAAAAGCAUGCUGGGGACCAGUCUCCCUGGAAGCCUUACCUGGAGACUCUACCCAAGACCUACACCUGCCCUGUUUGUUUGGAACCGAAAGUGGUGAAUCUUCUUCCCAGGCCUUUAAGAGCAAAGGCCCAAGAGCAGAGGGCUCAUGUUCAGGAGUUUUUUACGUCCUCCAGAGAUUUUUUCUCCUCCCUGCAGCCUCUCUUCUCAGAGGCGGUUGAAAGCAUCUUCACCUACAGCGCCUUCCUGUGGGCCUGGUGCACUGUUAACACCAGAGCUGUGUACCUGAGGCACAGGCAGCUCGGAUGCUUCUCUGCAGAGCCAGAUACGUGUGCACUUGCCCCAUACCUGGAUCUGCUGAAUCACAGUCCAGGCGUCCAGGUGAGAAAUCCCCGGGGGCAUGUUCUGUUUGAAUAGGAAGGACUCCAGCACGUAGAAC
Messenger RNA from Trichechus manatus latirostris (Florida manatee), 1439 nucleotides. It is a transcript of the gene SETD4, whose product is annotated as SET domain containing 4. The record is from RefSeq and is a predicted model, not a curated record. Gene Ontology annotation, biological process: peptidyl-lysine monomethylation; peptidyl-lysine trimethylation. Lineage: Eukaryota; Metazoa; Chordata; Mammalia; Sirenia; Trichechidae. The transcript has 6 exons. Gene Ontology annotation, molecular function: protein-lysine N-methyltransferase activity; protein binding. The coding region runs from base 656 to 1417 and encodes 253 amino acids.